This is a messenger RNA of Megachile rotundata (alfalfa leafcutting bee), 3382 nucleotides long. RefSeq names its product Sphingomyelin synthase related (gene SMSr). Lineage: Eukaryota; Metazoa; Arthropoda; Insecta; Hymenoptera; Megachilidae. Gene Ontology annotation, cellular component: plasma membrane; Golgi membrane; endoplasmic reticulum membrane. The record is from RefSeq and is a predicted model, not a curated record. Gene Ontology annotation, biological process: ceramide biosynthetic process. Gene Ontology annotation, molecular function: ceramide cholinephosphotransferase activity; sphingomyelin synthase activity; protein binding.
UAAUGUGGGAUGGUAGGGACAUGUUCCUCUAGGCUGCCAUUUCUUCCAAGGAUACCAGAUUUGCACUGAGUGUACAUGCAUAUAAAUGCAUACGUCAUACCGUCGUAUUCAAUGUUUACCAUAAACAAACGCAUCGCUACUGACAUUGAUAAGAAAUGUCGAUUUUGUAAAUACAAAUCAUGAACAAAGAGCACUGUUUGUCAACCUCAGCGUUAUUACAUUCUGGAUUAGUGAAUGUGUUUAAUCAAAAUCGGUGAUAAAAGAUACGAGCGACAUUUGGAAUUAUCCCAAAUAAAUGUGAAACAAAGUCUAAACAAUUUGUUAAUUCUUAAAUAAUUCAUAUGAUUAAAAAUUGGCUGUACGUCAAAUAAUUGUGAAAUUUAUCAAGACAAGUUCAUCAUGCUUUAAAUUAAAGAACCAAGCGGUAAAUGUGUCGACUGUAUCUGUGACAUUCUGAUCAAUGGUGCUGUCUGGAUUAGUUUAUUUACAAAUACAUACUGCCAAUGUAUGGUUCUGUUUGACAAUAAAACUAUGAUAUUCAUUAUAUAUUUACAUUAUGUAUAAUAAACGCACUAAAAAAUUGUGAUAUCUGACUUUGAUAAUCCAAAUACUAAAUUUCUAAGAAUUAAAAUAAUUUUAUAUCAUAAAUGAUGACUGCAAAAAAUGUAGCUGAGUGGACACAACAAGAUGUGGCAAAAUGGCUUAAUGAAGCUGGACACAAAAAUUUUGUUGAUUUAUUUGACUAUGAAGACAUUGAUGGCAAGGUGUUGUUAACUUUGAAAGAAGAUGAUGUGAAGUCGAUAUGUCACAAUGAAAGAUACAAAUUUGGAGACAUUAAAAGACUAUAUAUUAAUAUAAAGCAAUUGCAAAGAGAUAAUAUGGCAGUAUUAUUUGAAUUAGGAUACAUCGACAUAUAUCCUUCACCUAAUUUUUACAGUCAUCAUAAGCAUGAAAUGCCUAUUAAGGGUAUAAAUAAUGAGAACUCUAUCGAACAUGAAUUUUGUUCAGCAUCUGUCUCAGAAGAUGGACAUGCGUCACAUUUACCACCAGAAAUCUGGAAGGCUUUCAUUAGUUUGGCUUAUUUAUUUAUUGUUACAUGGAUUACUGCCUUUGUGAUGGUCAUUGUUCAUGAUAGAGUUCCAGAUAUGAAAAAAUAUCCUCCAUUACCUGACAUAUUUUUAGAUAAUGUUCCACAUAUUCCUUGGGCAUUUGAUAUGUGUGAAGUUACAGGAACCAUACUUUUUGCAAUAUGGCUUAUUGUAUUAAUUUUCCACAAAUACAGGUUUAUCUUACUACGAAGAUUUUUUGCUUUAUCUGGUACAGUCUUCCUUUUAAGAUGCGUUACAAUGCUUAUUACUUCCUUAUCAGUACCAGGUGCACAUUUGCAAUGUCAACCACGUAAGGUUCCUGAAGAUUGGACAAGUUCUGCAUACGUAGAAUUGUAUAAUAAGAUUGCUAUGGCUUAUGUUAUAUGGCGUGGUGCUGGUAUGUCUAUCCAAGGUGUUAGAACUUGUGGUGAUUAUAUGUUUAGCGGACAUACUGUUGCCCUUACCAUGUUAAAUUUUUUCAUUACAGAAUAUACACCGCGACAAUUGUACUUCUUACAUACCUUUACCUGGAUGCUCAACAUGUUUGGUAUAUUCUUCAUUUUAGCCGCACACGAACAUUAUUCUAUUGAUGUUUUUGUAGCCUUUUAUAUUACUUCUCGACUGUUUCUUUAUUACCAUACGUUAGCAAAUAAUCAAGCAUUGAUGCAACGUGAUUCCAAUAGGACCAGAAUUUGGUUUCCAUUAUUUAGUUUUUUUGAAUCUUCCGUUGAUGGCAUUGUACCAAACGAGUACGAAUCACCGUCGUUGAUUAUUUGUAAUUUGGUGGGUACAGGGAAAGAUAUAUGGAAUUUGGUACGAUCUUCAAUUUGCUUCCGUAAAUCAUGGCGCAAUAUAAAUGGUAGUAUAAAAACUAGCACAAAGAAAGAACACUAGCCAAUUUAUUGAUUGUAUCAGUUUUAUAUUUAUUUGAUAAUAGAUUUUUGAGAAUAUUAACUUUGUUUAACAGUUCUCUUUGUAUUUAAAGUAACAAAGAAGAUUAUUUUAGCAAAGAAGAUUAUUAUAUAGUAAGUAUUUAUUUUUCUAAGUGAAACUAUUAACGAGGUUAAUAAAAUGACCUGACUGUUAUCUAAACGAGUUUUUGUUAUUUAGAGUUUUCUAAUGUUUAUGUAGUAGUUAUUUAUAAGAGUUCUUUCGAACUGUACUGCGGCCUUUCGAAACAAAGAUUUAUCUAAUAAAACAUUACAUUAUUUUUAUUAAUGCUAAUUUUACUUUUUUGAAUUUAUUUUUAAAAUUGUAUUUAUGUUAUUCAAGAGAAAUGUUUAUUUCUUUCGGACAAAUACAAUUGGCUGUACUGUUACUAUGCUGUUGCAAUGUAUAAACUUUUAUGAAAUAUGUAUUUAAUGUUAUACCAAAAUAGUUAUUUUAUAGAGAAAAGAAAACGAUCUUCGCAUCUAUCAUUUGUAUUAUAGUAUCAUAUAUUUUUGGUUAAAUAUACUCAUAUUCAAAAUUAUGUUUAUUGCAUUAUAUUCUAAAGUGAAAUUACAAAUUUCUGAAAGUUACAGCGAUGAACUUUAAAAUAAAUCGUAAAUAUUGCUAAAAGUUGAAUCGAUACAAAGAUCUAUGAAUCUUUUUAUUCUAUAACUUUUGAUAUGCGUCUUAAACAUGUAAAGAGAUGGAUUAGUGUAAUAUUAUAUAGAAAUAUAAAUAGCUUUUCCACCUUUCAUUCAUAUUUACUCUUUACUGAAAAAUAAUUAUAAGCAGAAGAAUUUUUACUUCUUCUUUCUAUUUUCACAUUAAUCAUGCAUAUUUAAAUCUUUGAUUAUUUUUAUUGUCAUGCGACUUUGAAAACUGAAGUAAUAAAAACUAGUUGUGAAUGAUUAAAUGAAUUCUUAACUUUUAAUAUACAUAUAAUUAUGUACGUGUGCGUGUGCGUUUGUGUGUAUGCGUUUAUACAUUACACACACGGAUCAUGUAUAUAGGGUGUUCAAAAAAUUGUGGUAGGAGCAAACAGAAGGUGAUUUCUUAAAAAAAUAGGAAUAAUAUAAUAAUAAGCUUAUAUGUAUUAAAGUAAACUGCAGAAAAGAAUAUAUGAAGCAGUUCUAAUAACUUAUAGAAAGAAAAAGAGACCAUAUUAGAGAUAAGAAGAAGAUUAAUUCAUUUAUUCUGAAAGUAAUUAAAACGCUCAAGUAAACAAAUAUGUCCAAUAAUAAAAUGUUAAAAAUAUUCAUGAGAUAUAUGAAAAACGUAUUUUAAAUGUAAGAGAGCACUUACUGACCUCUUAAGUUCAUUUAAAGAUUUUUAAUAAAGAUUAAAAAUUUACAGAAAUUGAAAAA